Molecule: messenger RNA, 4562 nt
Organism: Linum trigynum
Lineage: Eukaryota; Viridiplantae; Streptophyta; Magnoliopsida; Malpighiales; Linaceae
Source: the annotation of a GenBank genome assembly
AUAGAGGUUUUCCGGCGUCGUGUUAUUCCAAAAUUUAUCAUGAGAAUCAAAUGCUAGACCGCGAGGCAAGGCAAAUACCCCUAUUUUUUCUUCCUCGUGAAGUUUAGCUUCUUUCCUUCACUCCCUUCCUAAAAGACCCAAAACCUUUCGCUACAAGAAGCCAGCCCAAGAAGCUCAGACAUCCAUUUUUCAUACAUGGCUGCAAUGAUGGUGGGAGGCUCAAUUCUAGGGGCUUUCCUCCAAGUUCUGUUCGACAGGAUAGCUUCGCGAGAGGUUCUUGAUUUCUUCAGGGGUCAAAAGCUCACUGUUGGGUUGCUUCAGAAGCUCAACACGAUGCUUAUAUAUGUCAGUGGAGUGCUGGAUGAUGCAGAGGAGAAGCAGAUUACAAAACCCUCCGUGAAGCUGUGGCUGGACGAGCUUAAAGAUGCAGUUUAUGUUGCUGAUGAUUUGUUGGACGAGGUCGCUUAUGAAUCUCUGAGGUCGGAGCUAGAGUCGCAUCAUUCUUCAAUUAGUGUACAUCAGGUGAGGAAUUUGUUCUUCUCUCGUAAUCCUUUCAAGAUAGAAUUAGAAGCUCAGCUGAGGGAGAUUCUUGAGCGGCUCGAGUAUUUGCUGAAUCAAAGGGAUGGUCUUGGUUUGAGAGAAGGUGGCUUUGUUCGUGAAAACCCAUCAUCUAGUAAAUUGCCCAGUACUUCUCUUGUAGAUGAAUUUGGUGGUGUCUAUGGCAGGGAUGCCGAUCGAGAGGCUAUAAUGGAAUUGUUUUUGGAGAAUGGCAAUGGCGUUGGGGUGAUACCCAUCGUGGGUAUGGGUGGUGUUGGAAAAACAACCCUUGCUCAACUUGUGUAUAACGAUAGGAGAGUAGAGGAUUGCUUUAAUGUGAAAGCAUGGGUUUGUGUUUCACAAGAACCCUCCAUCUCUAAGAUAACGAAGGAUAUCCUUGAGGAGGUUACGGGUGGAACUUUUGAUGGUAAUUUCAAUCAGCUUCAAUUGGAGCUGAAGGGGAGAUUAAAGGGGAAGAAGUUUUUAAUUGUUCUGGAUGAUGUUUGGAAUGAUAAAUACGCAGAUUGGGAUGUCUUGAGACGACCUUUGAUGACUGGGGUGCCAGGAAGUGUGGUCUUGGUCACAACACGCAAUGAAAGUGUAGCGUCGAUCAUGCAGACUGUUCCUAUAUAUAAUUUAAAGGGGUUGAGUUGUGAUGAUUCCUGGUUCUUGUUUGUCAGACAUGCUUCUCGUGGUGGGAGUGCCACGUUGCAUCCGAACUUGGAGCCUGUUGGUAAAGAGAUAGUGGGGAAGUGUAGAGGGCUCCCUUUGGCUGCAAAGACACUUGGUGGUCUCAUGCGCUCAAAGAAGGAUGCUGUCGACUGGGAGAGGAUAUGUAAGAGCAACUUGUGGGAUCUGUCUAAUGAUGAAAUUCUCCCAGCACUAUAUUUGAGUUACCAUUACCUGCCAUCACAUUUGAAAAGAUGUUUUGCUUACUGUGCCAUAUUUCCAAAGGAUUAUGAUUUUGAAAAGGAUGAGCUGGUGUAUUUGUGGAUGGCUGAGGGCUUUAUAGAGCAGCAGUCGAGAGGAAAUAAGCUGAUGGAAGAGUUGGGUGAUGAGUACUUUAAUGAUCUUGUGUCAAGGUCAUUUUUCCAACGGUCAAGCGUGGAUCCAACUGGUUAUGUGAUGCAUGACCUUAUCAAUGACUUGGCUAAAUACGUGUCCAGUGAAUUUUGCUUUAGAUUAGACUGUGAUGAUUCAUGCAAGAUCAAUGGAAGAAUUCGCCAUUUGUCAUAUGCAAUAACAGAAUGCAAUCUUGCUCAGAAGCUUGAAAGUAUCCAUGAGGCAGGUUUUCUGCGGACUUUCUGGCUCUUCGAUUGGUCAUCAUACUUUGUCACUGAUGCUACCUUCAACUUGUUGCGCACACGUAAGCGACUGCGGGUUUUGUCUCUUUCCCACCUUCGCACUCUAACUGAGUUACCUGAUUCAAUCGGCCACUUGAAGCAUUUAAGAUAUCUUAAUCUAUCAGCCACCGCGAUUCAAUAUUUACCCGCAACACUUUGUGGCGUUUACAAUAUGCAGACAUUGAUCUUGCACCAGUGCAGAGAGCUUGUUCAGCUGCCAAACAACUUAGGAAGGUUAAUCAAUUUGCGUCAUCUUGAUGUCAGAGAAACCAAUUUGCAGGUGAUGCCAUUGCAGAUGGAUAAACUGACAAAGCUGCAUGUAUUGACAGAUUUCAUUAUAGGAAGAGGAAACGGAUCUUGCAUUAAAAUGCUCGGUGGGCUUCAGCAUCUUGGUGGUCAACUUAAUGUUUGGAAACUUCAACAUGUGAUGGAAGCACAAGAUGCUUUGGAAGCCAAUUUGAAGGUUAAGAAGUACCUAAAACAGCUGAACUUCAUGUGGGAUGGAGACACUCAUGAUUCAGUGCAUGAAAGGACUGUACUCGAGCAAUUACAGCCCCAUACAAAUAUCCAGUCACUAUCAAUUGUAGGCUACAGGGGCACAAGGUUUCCCGAUUGGGUUGGCAGUUCUGCUUUCUCAAAUAUAGUGGCACUGAAACUCAGUGGAGGCCAGCACUGCAACACCCUUCCUCCCUUGGGGCAAUUAGUUUCUCUUAGCGACCUCUCAAUCGCAGCAUACGUCAGCGUUGAGACUAUUGGUUAUGAGUUCUACGGGAGUUGCACAUCCAAAUGGAAGCCAUUUGGGUCCCUCAAAAGCUUGAGAUUUGAAAGCAUGUUGUCAUGGUGUGAGUGGAUUCCAUUUGACGGAGAAGCUUUCCCGGUUCUUGAAAAGCUCUACUUCAGACAUUGCCCCAAUCUGAAGAAAGCCCUGCCUAGUCACCUUCCUUCUUUAGCACUGCUUGAGGUAGAAGGAUGUCAGCAGCUUGGAGUAUCAUUGCCAAGAGCUCCAAACAUCUGUAAGAUUAAGUUCAAGGAUGACACUCGCGAUGUUCAGCUUGUGAAAUUGCCUUCGGAGCGGCACACUUUAAUGAUUGACAGAUUCAAUUCAGUUGAUACCCUACUAGAGGCAAUGGAACAGAUGGGAGGGUUCUCUUCUACGAUGGAAAGAAUCGAAAUAAGAAACUGCAGUUCGCUAAGGAGCUUCCCCUUGGAGUUGUUUCCCGGCCUAAAGGCACUAAUACUCACUAGAUGUCUAAACCUUGAAACUCUUUCAGCAUCUGAGGUGACUGGUAGCAAUUUCCCUCGUCUGACUUGCUUGGAAAUUAGGGAAUGCCCGAAGUUGUUUUCUUCACUCCAAGAAACAAUGCCUGCACCAAAUUUGACUAGGCUUCUGUUAAUGGGCUGCUUGGGCGUGGAAUCUUUCCCAGGGAAGAGGUUGCUGCCCUCCACUCUUACCAUUCUUAAGAUCUGGGAUUUUCCAAACCUGACAUCACUAGAUUGGGAAGGGCUUCAAAACCUUCACUCUCUCAGAGAAUUGCAGAUAUGUAACUGCCCUAAUCUCAAAUGCUUGCCAGAAGAAGGGCUUCCGUUAAAUCUUUCUCACCUGAACGUUUCUUGGUGUCCUUUGUUGGAGCAUAGAUGUCGACCGGAUGAUGGAGAAGAUUGGCCCAAGAUUGCUUACAUCCCUGAACUAGAGAUCAAUUUCCAGAAGAUCACUACUUUGGAGCCAAGUGCCUAGAACAGCUUUUCCUUCCAUUUCUUUUGGCCAACACCCAAUAUUGAGAUAAACUGCAUCUCAUUCAAGAGAGCUGUCGAAACGGAAAGUAGAUUUGGAGUCCCCUUUGAGGUUAGGCAUUCUGUACACAGAUUGGCCGACAAAGGUGACUUAGGUUGGCAUAUCUUCCCUUUUCCUUCUCUUUCGAUGUAGUUUGCCUUGUUUUGGAUCAUUAGACGAAAGAAUCAGUAGCAGGGCAAUAGUACUACAGUUCUGAUCGAUGAAUAUGGCAGCAGGGUUUUGGUUUAAGUGAUUUGUGGAGAGGAUGCAUCCUUUGUAGACACUAAAGUGCACUGUAAAGACUAGCUGUUGCAGAAGUCAGAAUGGUUUCUGGUUUCCCAUUUCUUCCAUGUUGACUAGUGGUUAGAUUUCUGUGUCUCAGAAACUUUGGAUUUCAGUCUAUGGGAGAGGUGAUUAUGCAAUAAGCGGCAGAAAUUUCAUGGUUCUUGCAGGUGGGAUUGGACUAGUUGGUUACCAUUUCACAGUUUUUGAUGGCGUUGGUGACCCUGAAGUAAACAAUUUACAGAUCUGGUAUGAAGAAAAGCAGUGAGAUUGUCCCCCAACUUCAUGCAGUUGAUUGAAUUCAACGCUCAUAUUGUAUUCAGCUAAUGGUAGUCCUUCUCAAUGAAACGUGGCAAAUUUUUCCGAUCGGCGAGGCUUAUUGUGAUAUUCAAAUUUACAGAUUAAAUCCCCAGCUUUAUCUUUUUUUCUUUUGGAAAUGUAGCACAGAAAUCUGAAACGUUCAUGUUGUCAAUAGGGUUGAAACUUGAAAGCCUUGCUGCUACUCCAGUUUACAUCCUUGUUUUUCAUUUCGAUCAUUUUCAUGGGAUUGUUUUCUGCAUGCGGCUCUUGGUUUACAAAACCUACGUGUAGCAUUCCUUGGCUAAUUCUAAUAACGUCUUAUCAUGCGA